CAAAUAUUUCUAUUAUAGUCUACCGGGUGGGUACCUACCCAUUUCGAUUUUUGUGAGUUUGUUCCAUAGAGUUGAAUUCUUUAUAAAAAGAAGUCCUUUAGAGAUAUUUCAAUUGGAUCCAACUAUUAACAAAUAAUGCCUCACUUAAGAAUAGAAACGAAUGUACCGAAAAACAAAAUUCCAGAUGAUUUCGUGUUUAAAGCAAUUCCAUUGCUAGCGAAGUCACUGGGAAAACCAGAAAAUUACUGUGUGGUUUCUGUUAUCCCAGAUUUACCAAUGACCUUUGGUGGAACUACUGAUCCUUGUGCAAUUGCAAAUAUUAUGUCAAUAGGAGCUCUUGGAGUGGAACAAAAUAAGAAACAUGCCAAAGUUCUUUUUGAAUUGGUUGAGAAGGAACUAGGUGUAGCUCAGGAUAAAAUGUAUAUAACUUUUCAAGAUGAACCAACAGGAAAUGUGGGAUUCAAGGGAACUACCUUCCAUUCUAUCUUUGGUUAAAGAAGUAUGAUUUCUUUUAACAUUAGCUCACCAUAAUCUCAGUCUGAAUAUCUGGAAAUGUUAUUGUAAGCCUAAGUCAUAUAUCUAUUGUAAAUUUGGAUAAAAUGAAAUAUAAAUAUUAUAGUCCAA
Leptidea sinapis is the source of this 624-nucleotide messenger RNA. It is a transcript of the gene Mif, whose product is annotated as macrophage migration inhibitory factor-like. Gene Ontology annotation, molecular function: cytokine activity; phenylpyruvate tautomerase activity. The transcript has 3 exons. Bases 136 to 495 code for a protein of 119 amino acids. NCBI's taxonomy places the organism in Eukaryota, Metazoa, Arthropoda, Insecta, Lepidoptera, Pieridae. The record is from RefSeq and is a predicted model, not a curated record.